GUCUUAUUCCUUUCACGGAAGAUGAUAGAGCGCGAUUCUGUCAAUGUUGCUAGUGUUGGAACCAGUUGACUGCCAGUUGCAACCUGGUUGCAACCGUGGUUUGAAACGAAAGGUUCUGCCUGCACGUGUUCCAUGGUGUUCCCAAGGGCCAGGUCACGUUGAUGUGUACUUCAGAACUUCGUUUACCGCAGCUUGCUGUAAAUAAAUUGACAUGUUAAAGUUUUCUGUAAUCCUUGUUUAUACAACGAUGUGAAUAGUUCAACUUCCGUAGAAUAACAUCGAACUAAGCUUUUGCACUUAUAUUAAUUUUUUUCAUAAGCGAGACUUCAAUAUAACAGUUUUUUCGAUUUAUUUUGUAAAUGAUAAUUUGUAAUUAUCGUUGAAUUCUAUAUCUGUCGCGAGGUUGUGGACCAAUGAUACACAAUAUAACUAGUGUUAUAUUCGUUAGACACAUUUGUGUGAAGUAGUUAGAGUUUUAUACUAUAUUAGCGUCUAUUGUUUUUAAAAAAAUGAGCAAGAAGAAUAAAAAUAAGAGUGGCCUUGGUCGGGCACUUAUCAAUGACAGGUUUGGUAAAUCUAACCCCAAAGUAAGACGACCAAAGGAUUCAACGAUGCUGCAUUCUUCAGAAAUUCCUGAUGGAUAUGAUUGGGGUAGAUUGAACCUUCAGUCGGUUACGGAAGAAAGUUCUUUUCAAGAAUUUUUGUCCACUGCGGAACUUGCUGGAACAGAAUUUCAGGCAGAGAAAUUGAAUAUUACUUUUGUGAAUCCUCUCUCCGGUGUUGGUCUUCUGACAAAACAAGAGAAGGAAAAAGUGGAUGAAACUCAAAACGAAAAUAGACAGUUCUUGUCUAUACCCAGGAGACCGAAGUGGGAUGAAACUACAACACCUGAGCAGCUAGCAGCAUUAGAAAGUGAAGGAUUUUUGGAAUGGAGGCGUCGACUAGCUAUGUUGCAGGAAGAAAAAGGUUUGGUGUUAACACCUUAUGAAAAGAAUUUGGAGUUUUGGAGGCAGCUCUGGAGAGUUGUUGAAAGAAGUGAUGUAGUCGUGCAGAUUGUUGAUGCAAGAAACCCACUUCUCUUUCGUUGUGAAGAUUUGGAAAAAUAUGUUUGUGAAGUCAGCCCUCACAAGCAAAACUUAAUCCUUCUCAACAAAGCGGAUUAUUUGACUGUUAAACAGCGACAAGCUUGGGCAGAUUUCUUUGGUGAAAUUGGUGUACGAGUAGCAUUUUAUUCUGCUACAUAUGCUCUUGAAGAAGAAAAAACAAAAAAUCUUGCUGAAGAUGAAAACAAGGAUGGUGAAGACGACGACGACGAUGAUGAUGAUGAUGAUGAUGAGGAGGAGGAGGAGGAGGAGGAGGAGGAGGAGGAGGAGGAGAAAGCAGAACUAACAGAAAAAAAAGGAGAGAAUAAUGUGCUGGAGAACGCAGUGUCCGAUUUAAAAAUAGAAUUAAACUGUAAAGAUGAACAAUCUUCAGAUACAACACCUGAGAAAAAUGAAUUGGAACGAAAGAAUAAUGAAAUGGUUUCAGACUGCAAGGACAAUCUCAAUUUUGAUAACAUUGGAUCAUCAUGUCAUUUAUCAUUAGAAACUCAAAAUGCACAAAAAGAGAGCAGCAAAAGGGUAAAUAAUUCCUAUAAACUUCUUAAAAGGUCAGAGUUGAUUUCAUUUUUCCACACUAUUCCUGUUGGAGAAAAAGUUACACCUGGUGUGACAACAGUAGGUUUAGUAGGAUAUCCAAAUGUUGGUAAGAGUUCUACGAUAAAUUCUCUUCUUCUAGAGAAGAAAGUGUCUGUAUCAGCUACUCCUGGAAAAACCAAACAUUUUCAAACACUUUUCCUUGAUAAGGAUUUAUUGUUAUGCGAUUGCCCGGGUUUGGUGAUGCCUAGUUUUAUGUAUUCAAAAGCAGAAAUGAUUGUUAAUGGUAUAUUACCAAUUGAUCAAAUGCGAGAUCAUGUACCUCCUGUCAACUUGGUUACUAGCCUGAUCCCAAGGCAUGUCUUAGAAGACACCUAUGGAAUAAUAAUUUCACCACCAAGAGAAGGUGAAGAUCCAGACCGUCCUCCAACAUCUGAAGAAUUACUUAAUGCCUAUGGCUACAAUCGUGGAUUCAUGACCGCAAAUGGCCAGCCUGACAAUCCUCGAGCAUCUCGGUAUAUUCUGAAGGAUUUUGUGACUGGAAAGUUAUUAUAUUGUUGGGCUCCACCAGGCUAUCGAGAAGAUGAUUUUAAUGUAUUUCCUGAGAGAAGAAAAAAGCAGGCCAGUGAUGUGCCAUCAGCUAUUACUCCUAAGAAUCAUACAACUAAAGAUUUGGAUAGUGCAUUCUUUAAUAAAUCCUCAUCUACAGUGCAUACUAAAGGAUACAAGGGUUCUGCUGUAGGAAAAGCCCAAACUGGAAGUGGAUAUAAACCUUGGAAGGAUCAUAGUGCCAAGAGAAAUAAACAUGUAAAAUUAAGAAAAGUUUAUGCUCAUUUGGAUAAAUAAAUCUAUGUAAAUAAAAUUGAAGUGUGUCUGUCUGUGAUUUCAAAAUAACUGUCUUUUUGAUAAUCUCAAAUGAUUAUUUAGACGGUAUAAAAAAUAAAUUGUUUUUAUGUUUU
Molecule: messenger RNA, 2596 nt
Organism: Gryllus bimaculatus (two-spotted cricket)
Lineage: Eukaryota; Metazoa; Arthropoda; Insecta; Orthoptera; Gryllidae
Source: the annotation of a GenBank genome assembly